AUGAGGGAUGAUCGAAUGUGGAUGUAUAGUCGGCGUGACGAAAGUGGAAAAGGACUCAACAAAAAGUUUAUAGAUGGUGUAGAACAAUUUGUGGCAUUUGUUCUUUCUCAACCAAAUCUAGUCUCAAAUGGCCAAAUAAGGUGUCCGUGUUCAAAAUGUGACAAUAAGAAAUUUUUAGAGUAUGAAAUCGUCAAGGUUCACCUUUAUCGUCAUGGUUUUGUCCCUAAUUAUGACCCAUGGAGUUAUCACGGGGAACCUUUACAUUAUGAUGAUGUUGAUUAUGAGGUUGCUAGAGAUAUUGAAGAAAGAGUUGAAGGUGCUAAUGAAACAAGGGAUGAUGUUAUCUUAGAAAACCCAUAUUAUACCAUGAUUUUAGAUGCUGUUGGUCCUAGUGUCAAUCCUAAUACUAAUAUAGAGUUAGAUGAUCCUCCAAGCCAUAAUGCUCAAAAAUUUUAUGAGAUGUUGGAAACUGCUAAAGAGCCACUGUAUGAAGGGUGUAGUAGGCACACUCCAUUAUCAGCAAUAUCUAGAUUGUUAAAUAUCAAAUCUGAGUUUAACUUGAGUGAGAAUUGCUAUAAUUGUAUUUUACAAUGGGUAAAAGAAUUGUUGCCAAAUGAUGAAAAAUUGCCUAAAGACUAUUACAAGACUAAACAAAUGGUAGGACAACUUGGUUUGAAGUAUGAGAAAAUAGAUGUGUGUCGAAAUGGUUGUAUGCUGUACUAUAAGGAGAACAAGGAAAGGAGGGAAUGUUUGGUGUGUGGCCAUGAUCGCUUUAAAUCUAGAAAAAGAGAUAAUGGAAGUAAUAAAGACAUACCGUACAAGGUGCUGCGUUAUUUCCCAUUGACUCCAAGAUUACAAAGGCUUUAUAUGUCUUCUAAAACAGCAGAGCACAUGGUAUGGCAUCAUAAAACAAGGCGAGAGCCAGGGGUCAUGUGUCAUCCUUGUGAUGGCGAGGCAUGGAAACAUUUUGAUCAAUGUUAUCCCUCUUUUGCUUUAGAACCUCGAAAUGUUAGGUUAGGCUUAUCAUCAGAUGGGUUUACUCCAUUUGGGCAAUCUGCACAUCCAUAUUCAUGUUGGCCUGUAAUUGUUACACCAUAUAAUUUGCCCCCUGGGAUGUGCAUGAAAACCCCAUAUAUGUUUCUUACUCUUAUAAUUCCUGGCCCAAAGAGCCCUGGGCAAAAAAUUGAUGUGUACUUGCAACCUUUAAUUGAUGAGUUGAAAGAAUUGUGGGAGGUUGGUGCUUUAACCUAUGACUCAUAUAAGAAGCAAAAUUUUUAUAUGAGAGCUUCACUAUUAUGGACUAUUAAUGACUUCCCUGCUUAUGGCAUGUUAUCGGGAUGGAGUACGCAUGGAAUUUUGUCAUGCCCAAUUUGUAUGGAGUACAGUAAAUCAUUCUUCUUGGAAAAAGGAAAAAAGGAUUUGCCUUAUUGGAAUACCAACUUGAUUCGCCAUAAUCUUGAUGUUAUGCAUAUUGAGAAGAAUGUAUUUGAUAAUAUAUUCAAUACUGUUAUGGAUGUUAAAGGUAAGACGAAGGACAAUGAAAAGGCUAGAGAGGACUUGUCUACUUAUUGUAACCGACCAGAAUUGGCAUUGUUUAAGAGUGUUGGAAAGACAAUGAAGCCAAAAGCAACAUACACUUUGACAAAGCAACAAAGGAAGUUGGUAUGUGAAUGGAUUAAAAAUUUAAGACUUCCUGAUGGACAUGCUUCAAAUUUGUCUAAAUGUGUUGACAUGGAAAAUUGUAAAUUGUUAGGGAUGAAAAGUCAUGAUUGUUAUGUAUUUUUACAAAGAUUGCUCCCAAUUGCCUUUAAAGAUUUAUUACCUGAGGCUAUUUGGAAUGCCUUAACAGAAAUAAGUCUAUUCUUUAAAGACAUAUGCUCAACAAUUAUAACAGUGGAGCAAAUGCAAAAGCUUGAAGAAAAUAUUGUUGUAACUAUUUGCAAGUUAGAAAAGUUCUUUCCUCCAGCCUUCUUUGACUCCAUGAAACAUUUGCCUAUUCACUUACCUUAUGAAGCAAGAGUUGGUCGACCCGUUCAGUAUCGAUGGAUGUAUCCAUUUGAAAGAAUAUUUGAAGAACAACUUAGGAAAAGAAUACCUAAUGCAACCAAUGAGGAUGUAGAGACUAAGAUAGAUAGUGAAUUUGCAAAGUGGUUGAAAGAAUAUGUUUUUGACCCAAAUAACAAUGUAGAUGAUGUUCGUAUAAAGGAUCUAGCUUUUGGGCCAUCUAGAGAAGUACAUACAUGGUCUCAAUAUUUUGUCAAUGGAUAUCGGUUUCACACACGUGCUUACAACUCAUCAAAAUCUACCAUGAACUGUGGAUUGGGGUGCAAGGUUCAUAGUCGUUAUGGCCUAGUUGAGAUCAAUAAGAGAAAACGAUUUUCAAAGUAUGAACCAUUUGCACUUGCUCAACAAGCUCAACAAGUUUAUUUUGGAGAAUAUGCUAGUAAGAAGAGGGAGAGGGCUGAUUGGUGGGCUGUUUGUAAAAUAAAAGCAAGGAGUAUGAUAAAUGCACCAGAAGUAGCCUUCCAAGAAGAUGAUAUGGGAUUGCCAUAUGACACAAGCAUGGAUGCAAUUAAUAAUCUUUGUGAAGGGGUAGCUGAAGAACUUGAAAUACAAGAAAAUGAGAUGAGAUUACAGUAUGAAACAAAUGAUGUUGAUGAACUAGAAAAGUUAGAUGAGGAAGAUGAGCUUGAAAAUGAGGAAUUUCAAAUUGAAGAGGAAGAUGAACUUAGUGAGAGUGAUAGUAUUGAAAGUGAUGAAUCAAAUACUGAAAAGGAAGAUGAAGCUUAG
Prosopis cineraria is the source of this 2790-nucleotide messenger RNA. RefSeq lists its product as uncharacterized. NCBI's taxonomy places the organism in Eukaryota, Viridiplantae, Streptophyta, Magnoliopsida, Fabales, Fabaceae. The transcript is spliced from 5 exons. The coding region runs from base 1 to 2790 and encodes 929 amino acids. The record is from RefSeq and is a predicted model, not a curated record.